UUGAAUUUGACAAUUGGACUCUAUUACUGCAAUACAAUAUGCCAACAGAGAGCUUAUCAGGUAAGCGGAGCCAACGGUGGUCUUCUUCAAUGGCCGGUAUUCAUAAGCUUCCAGUUAGGAGGCACUUCUUCAAGGUUAUGAUGGGAGAUUUCCGAACUAAACUGUCUCUACCGCUGGCUCUCCGUGGACAGCUGAAGGGAGAGAAGGCAGUAGUGAGAAGUUCUAAAGGGUUAUGGCAUAUUAAAGUUGGCAAAUGCAGCAAAGGGUUGCUUUGCUUUGAAGAAGGCUGGGGAGAUUUUGUUAAGCAUCAUGACAUCAAUUUUGAGGAUUUUGUGGUUUUUGAGCACAAAGGGAACAUGUUUUUUGAUGCUCUAGUGUUCGAUUCGAGUUCGUGCGAGAAAGAAUUUCUGAUUUCCAACAAUUCGGCUAAUAAUAAGAAGAAAAACAAGGAGAAGGUUAAUAAUCUUCACACAGGAGAAAGCCCACUGGAGGCUGCUAGAUCCUGUUCUCCAAAGACUCCUCAUUUCAUAACAACUAUAGAAGCAUCUAAUGUAGCUGAUGCUGGUUCGUAUCUGCAUAUCCCUGAAGAAUUUGCAAAAUCAAUUAAUCUUGUUCGAUCAUCAAUAUUGAUUCUCCGCAACUCUUCAAGAAAAAUAUGGCCAGUGAAGCUUUCUGCUAUUAGGGACUCCAAAUGUAAAGCCGCAAGGGUAUUAAUGAAAAAAGGAUGGGCUGAUUUUUAUGUUGACAACAAGUUGAAGGAAGGAGAUGUUUGCUUAUUUGAGCUCGAUCUCAGCAGAAAAGAAACAUCUCGUGCUCUUAUCAUGGAUGUGCAAAUUUUUCCACUGCUGAUCAUGGUAGAAGAGAACCCAUUGAAGAUGCUAAGUGCAAGACGGCCUUGUUUCUUAGAGAUUUUUUCCUCUAAUUUAACUGCGGAAAGACUGAGAAUACCUGCAAGAUUCACAAAACAUAUGGAAGGAAGAACGUCUGGAUCAGUUUCUUUAACUGGCCCUAGUGGGAAUAUCUGGCCUGUUAACUUAAUUCAGGAGAAUGAUAAUAUAUUCCUUGAUCAUGGAUGGCCGACUUUUCUGAAAGAUCAUUUCAUAGAAUGUGGUGAUGUUUUGGUUUUCAGAUAUGAUGGUGAAUUGUGUUUUACAGUGCAAGUAUUUGAUCUUAGUGCAUGUGAGAAAGAAGCUGCAUUUCAUACCAAAUGCAGUCAAGACCCUAGCCAGUUUUAUAGAAGUAUUGGGCAGAAAAGAGAAAGGGAGGAGGAAGCUGCAUCUUCAGAUAAAAGUGAUGAAUGUGUUACAAAGAAAGUUAAGGGGGAGUCUUCUGAACAUUUAGAACAUGUAGAUGCUGCGACUAGAAAAUGCCAAGAGGAGAGUUCCUCCCACAAAAUGAAGCAAUAUGAAGGAAAUUGCAAUGAAAUUCCAGAUGCAACUAUCCAAAACAGAAUUGGAAAAGAAGGUAAGAAUAUGCCUGACAGAGGCUAUGGGUCCAUUUUCUCGGAGCGUGAGAAAAGAGUUGCACAAUCGUUCAUCUCUUGCUUUCCUUAUUUUGUGAGGAUCAUGAAAAGGUUCAACGUCAGCGGUUCAUAUACUCUGAAUAUACCAUAUCAAUUUUCUACGGCUCAUCUUCCAGAUUGCAAGACGGAAAUUGUCCUUCGUACCAUCAAAGGAGAAUGUUGGACUGUAAAUUCUGUGCCAACAACAAGAGUACACACAAGUCAUACUUUCUGUGGAGGAUGGAUGGCCUUUGUCCGCAGUAAUGACAUCAAACUGGGAGAUGUUUGUAUUUUUGAGCUUGUACGCAAACAUGAAUUACGUGUGUUUAUUCUUCGAGUUGGAAGGGAAUUCCUGGAAAACCAAGGUGGAAAAGUGGCUUCUGAUGGGGUAAGUGUUGGGUGUAAUGCCAUUUCGCACAAAAUCGAAAGUUUUCCAAAGAAAUCGAGAAGGACUGCUUUAAAGCUACAUUCACGGCUCAUCAGUAAGGUAGAAAUAUGUGAUAAAAAGGGGUCUAACAAGAGCCAAGAAGCAACAUUUUCCAAUCACACAAGGAAACAUGACAAAGCGACAAAAGUCUCUGCAAGUGGUGCACUGUGCACUCAGUCUAAACUUGGCAAUGAAAAGCUGGAUGUGGCCAUUCGUAGUGGAAAGAAUUUAGAUAUUGAACUGAGUUCACAUGCUGGAGCUAGUGUGAAAAUGAUGGUAGCACUCGGUGAAAAAGAUGCAGCCAAGUCUUUUACCUCAGCUUUUCCUAAUUUUGUUAGAAUCAUGAGAAAGUUCAACGUCAGUGGUUCUUAUACUUUGAAAAUACCUCACAAGUUUUCUGCAGCACAUCUCCCCAAUAGCAAAACAGAAAUUAUCCUUCGUAAUUUACAAGGGAAACGCUGGACAGUAAAUUCAGUUCCAGACUCAAAAGGGCGAGCAGUGCAUACAUUCUGUGGUGGAUGGAUGGCUUUUGUUCGCGAGAAUGAUGUUAAAAUGGGAGAUAUCUGCAUAUUUGAACUCGUUAGUAAGUGUGAAAUGCUAGUGCAUAUAUCUGGAGUUGGAGACGAAGCGUUCUGUCCUUCAUGAGGCAUGAAGAAAAUAUUGGUGGUGGAAGCGGAGACAGAUUAUCAGUUUUGGUGAAUCAUGAGUUGUCCAUGUGAUUUUGUGAAUUUGUAAGGUAGCUUCCUCGGUGCAACAGCGUGUCUGAAUAAGCCUUAACCAAGUAGCCAACACUUGUACAUGCAUUGUAUCUCUCGUUGGUUUAUUCAUGUUUUGGCUUGCACCUGUAUCCUUAGCAAUAGUAUGUAGUAAAGACAAUACUUUGGACACUA
Jatropha curcas is the source of this 2818-nucleotide messenger RNA. RefSeq names its product B3 domain-containing protein Os01g0723500. NCBI's taxonomy places the organism in Eukaryota, Viridiplantae, Streptophyta, Magnoliopsida, Malpighiales, Euphorbiaceae. The record is from RefSeq and is a predicted model, not a curated record. Gene Ontology annotation, molecular function: DNA binding.